CUUACAACUAACUGCCUUGGUGUUUCAUUUUCUCACGUACGUCCGUUGUUUCGAGUACCCGAGUACAUGUGCACCUAGGUAUCCAUUUAUACCUCAGCUACGAGUGGGAAACAUUGGCACUAUGCGGCUGGCCUGUGUCGACGGUGAUGGGGAGAUUGUAGAUUUCGAGAACGCUUUGCAGCAACAACCGUAUACUAUUCGUGGAUUGCUCGCGGAUGCACUAGCUCACUGCUACCGCAUUCUUCCCGACUCCUUGGAGUUUCUACGAGCCGAAGGGGAGGUCCGUGAAGCGCUCCGAACUUUUCAAGGUGACCAGGAUAGAUACGCAAGAGGUUACGUUCUUUCGCGGACGCUCGAUAGUCGUGCCCAGCAGACACCUAGGGCUGACCUCAUCCUGUUGGCGCUUCAUCGUGGUGGUCCCCUUGCCUUAGUUGGCAUGUUUUACGCUACUAUCGACGCACACCGCAAGCCAAGUCACCGCGAUACCCUAGACUACCUCCUGAAUAGGGCGACUGAUGAAUCCAAGCUCCAACUGAUCAUGCGGUCAAGCACCUUUCCAUGCAACCCGUCCAUAAGCAGUUGGCUUGUCCGCAUAUUCGAAAGGCUACGACCCAAUGCACAGAACUUAGCCUGUAUCUUACGAUGUCUCGGCACGUCAAACGUACCUCAAGCCCUGUUUCGCCGUCUGUGGAUGUCUUCCCUGUCCUGGGGCGCUAACGGGGAACCUGUUGAAAGCAAAGCCCAUAUGAUCAAAUCCGUAUCUGAUGAGCGGAAGUUUACGGACGCUCUCCGUGAUCUAGAAUAUGUUGGAUUCAUACGAAUAUCCCCCACCACUAUUGACCUUGAUAUGCGCAUUUCCGAAUUCCUCCGGUUGGAAUUUGAGGACCCCCGUUGGAUCGCUGAAGCUGUACGUAUCCUGGCGCAUGCUUUUCCCAAGCACCGCCCCCUUGAGCCUACAAGUUACAUAGAAAUGUGCAAAAUCUUGCAGCCCCCGCUUGAGACUGUCUUUUCUUACUUGAAGCAUGUGCCACUUGGGUCGCUUGCUGUCGAGAGGCAGUGCCUCGAGCAGUUCAUCGAGGUAUGCCUAUCCGCUUCGUAUUUCCGGGACAAGCCCUGGAAACUCAAAGCAAUCUCUAUCGUCAUGGAAGCGUCUAGUGUCCUAAAACACUCUUUCUCUGAAAACUCAUUUCUAACAGCAGCGAUUGAUGUAAGAAAGUCAUCUCUAUCUCUCAUCUACCAGGAAAGGAGUCAAAAAGUGAGUCGUAUUGUUAUACCAACAGUAGAUCAUCGAUCUCGCGCGCUUUCCGCGGAUGUAGCUAUCUUGAAUGCUCGCGAAUGCGUCAGUCUCUCUACGCUAGCAUCAGCGUUGGAGUAUCUUGCAGGUUUUGAUCCUUCGUGGCAGGGCUGCGUGUCAACGUUGGGAGCAAUACAGGGGAGGGAGGUGAUAUUAAUGCGUGCCAGGAUUUUGCGGUUCACAGGUCGUUUCCAAGAAGCUUAUGCUCUCAUCGAAACCAUGCCACCGGAUGAUCGGACGUUGCCAAUUAUUGGCGCUCUCCUAUGCGAGCUAGGCAGGUGUGAUGAAACUAUUCGUCUACUAAGCACGCAGGUGACGGGCAGAGGGGGCAUUGUUCGAGUCAGGAUCGCGUUGGCUCACGCUUAUCUGCUAAAAUGUAUGCAGUGUCAUGUCCAAGAUCAACCGUUGGAUUGGCGCUCGCUGCAAGUCACUCGCACAAUGUUCCAGGAGCUACUCAGUGGGUUUAAAGCUGCUUCCUAUUUCAGCCGAAUGGAUCAUCUCUCGAUCUUGAUUGGUAUAGCUACAAUCCACCACAUGGAUGGACAGUUAGAUUACGCUCUGGAAGGCUGGCAGAAAGCUCUCGCUGCUUCUCAACAAUAUCUCUCCCCAGGAUAUACAGAUAUGAUAAUUUACUACUCGAUGAGUGAGUUGGAGAGCAGGCGGGCAGCUUCUGCUCGAUCAGACAUGCUUGAAAAUCAAGCGAGAGAUCUUUUCGCCAGAACGGGACGCCAAUAUCACUUUGUUGGCCUCGGAUCAAUGUGGCCAGAAAUUAUUGGCAAAUCAUUGGUCGCGCGCGGUCGGCGACCUGUAAUUCCUUUAAUGAUACAUCAAACCUAAUUCAUGUUGGAUAGGUAUAUUAUAAUUAUGAUGGAGACAUACUACCUGGUCUGGAAAGCCUUUCCGGGUUUCCUUCCGAGUCAAUCCCGCAAUCUAUGCGAACAACAGUCCGUCUUUUUGAUCCCGAGUGUAACCACUACGCAUGACGGGAAUAACCAACUUAGGCGUCAAAGUUGAAUACAACUUCACCUUAUUUCAUAAUACCG
Molecule: messenger RNA, 2337 nt
Organism: Annulohypoxylon truncatum
Lineage: Eukaryota; Fungi; Ascomycota; Sordariomycetes; Xylariales; Hypoxylaceae
Exons: 2
Coding region: 122-2131 (669 amino acids)
Molecular function (GO): protein binding
Source: RefSeq, a predicted model, not a curated record